GUCAGGUUAGACUCCAUGUUGUUUGGACAUAGCAGAAGGAGGACAAGUGAAGGCUGAGUCAGGUUUGUUUUCCUCGUCUUUAUGUUGUACGGCUUGUAUGCACAACAUAUUUGCCUCAACGCCCUCUGAAGUGCAUAAGAUGAGUGAUUGUGUGGAGGAAGGGGAGGAGAAAGCAGAGUCUGCAGUAUCCAGCUGUCUGUCUAUAAAGAGUGACCAGUCCAAGGAUCCUCCACCACAGUUCAGUAAUGAACCUGGACCCUCAGACACUCAAGGUCGGUACCACACCCAGAAAGCAGAGUCUGCAGUAUCCAGCUGUCUGUCUAUAAAGAGUGACCGGUCCAAGGAUCCUCCUCCACAGUUCAGUAAUGAACCUGUACCCUCACACACAAAAAAGACAAACAGAAUAAGUGUUUCUGUGGAGGAGCAGCCAUCCUGCUGUGCUUUGUGUCAGGACGUCCUGAAGGAUCCAGUCUCUACCAGCUGUGAACACUGGUUCUGCAGAUCGUGCAUCACCUCAUACUGGGACCAGUCUGCUUCACCAGGAGACUCCUCCUGUCCCCAGUGUGGAGAAAGAUCCAGAAAGAGAGCUGAACUGCAGACAGCCAGUCAGAGCAGCUCUGUCCAAACAGAUAGUGGUCUGCAGGAAGUUUUAGAUGCACAUAAGGUCAAUGUGAGGAGGAGAUGUGAACGUGUGACUGAAGGAAGUGAUGAAACAGGAAGUGGAACCCUCCUCAACAGGAUCUACACUGAGCUCUACAUCACAGAGGGACAGAGUGAAGAGGUUAAUACCCAGCAUGAGGUGAGGCAGCUUGAGACUGCUUCAAAGAUGGAGAACCUCCAUGAAACUCCAAUCAAGUGCCACGACAUCUUUAAAGCCUUACCUGGCCAACAGAAACACAUCAGAGUGGUUCUGACCAACGGCGUCGCUGGCGUUGGAAAAACCUUCUUAGUGCAGAAGUUCACUCUGGACUGGGCAGAGGGCUUGGAAAACCAAGAUAUCAGUCUGUUGGUUCUGCUCUCAUUCAGGGAGCUAAACUUGAUCAAAUAUGAGCAGUACAGUCUUCUCACGCUGCUCCAUGUUUUCCAUCCAACAUUACAGAAGGUCCCAGCAGAGAAGCUCGCUGUCUGUAAACUGUUGUUCAUCUUUGACGGCCUGGAUGAAAGCAGACUUUCAUUGGAUUUCCACAACAAUGAAGGUUGUGUCUGA
Molecule: messenger RNA, 1207 nt
Organism: Micropterus dolomieu (smallmouth bass)
Lineage: Eukaryota; Metazoa; Chordata; Actinopteri; Centrarchiformes; Centrarchidae
Product: NACHT, LRR and PYD domains-containing protein 3-like
Exons: 5
Coding region: 98-1207 (369 amino acids)
Source: RefSeq, a predicted model, not a curated record